Molecule: messenger RNA, 846 nt
Organism: Drosophila busckii
Lineage: Eukaryota; Metazoa; Arthropoda; Insecta; Diptera; Drosophilidae
Product: dTTP/UTP pyrophosphatase
Molecular function (GO): nucleoside triphosphate diphosphatase activity
Source: RefSeq, a predicted model, not a curated record
AUGUUGGCGCCCAUUAAACAUUUGCUAAGCAAUUAUCGGAUUGUGCUGGCUAGCGGCUCACCCAGGCGACAGGAACUAGUACAAAUGCUGGGCCUGAAUGCCGAACUAUGCCCUUCGACAUUUGAGGAGAAUUUAAAUGUAGCUGACUUUACGGAAUUCAGCGCCUAUAUAGAAGCCACAGCGCUGGGCAAAGCUGAGGAAGUGUUUCAACGCUUGAGCGGCGCAGGCGGCGAUGAUAAGCGACAGCUGCUGGUUAUAGCAGCGGAUACGAUGGUUACGCUGGGCAAGGAGAUCUAUGGCAAACCUAAAGAUGCAGCCGAUGCUGUGCGCAUGUUAAGCAAUUUGUCUGGUGCCUGCAAUCGCGUCUAUACGGGCGUAGUGCUUAAGCAUGCUGCAGGCUUGCGGCAGUUUACAGACACAGCGGAUGUUUAUUUCGGAAAUUUAACAACUGCUCAAAUACAAGACUAUGUGGAUAGUGGAGAUCCACUUGACAAAGCUGGCGCCUAUGGUGUGCAGGGACCUGGCGGUGCUUUAAUUCCACGCAUCGAUGGUGACUUCUACACUGUCAUGGGCUUGCCCCUGCAUCGACUUUGCUGUGAGCUUAAUGCGCUUUUGCUGGAGGAUCUCAAUUAGCUGUCAACCUGCAAAAGCUUAUAUAUGUUAUCGCUCCAGAGUGAACGUCAGAGGCUACACUUGCUGAUAAGUUGUACUUGUUUGCUUUGUCGUUAUUUAUUAUUGUUUGACUGUGGCCCAAAAAUAGCUUAAGGCAAGGCACUGUGGUUAGCUUAAGUACAAAUUGACAAAUGUUAUAAAGCAGCAAGCACUUAAACAAUGUUUAUUUAUUUC